AUGUGCUCUGCAGGCAGCUGUGCGUUUGAGGAACACUACAGUAACUGUGGAUACAGCAUUGCUUUGGGCACCACCGGCUUUGCCUGGGAGCAGGUCAACACAUGGGAGAGACCCAGUAUGGAUGCCGCUCUUCCCACUGGCUCCUUCAUGAUGGUGAACGCAUCUGGGCGGGCGUCUGGUCAGAAGGCCCAUCUCCUCCUGCCCACGCUGAAAGAGAAUGACACACACUGCAUCGAUUUCCACUACUCCCUGUCCAGCCGUGAUGGCUCCAGUCCUGGAGCCCUCAACGUCUACAUCAAGGUGGAUGGAGGCCCCCAGGGUAACCCCAUCUGGAAUGCGUCAGGCGUGGUCACUGAGGGGUGGGUGAAGGCUGAACUAGCCAUCAGCACCUUCUGGCCCAACUCCUACCAGGUGAUAUUUGAGGCUGUGUCCAUACAGGGACAUCCUGGCUUCAUUGCUGUGGAUGAGAUCCAUGUGCUGGCCCAUCCCUGCCGGAAAACUCCUCAUUUUCUCCGGCUGCAGAAUGUGGAGGUGAACAUUGGCCAGAAUGCCACCUUCCAGUGCACCGCAGGGGGAAAGUGGUCCCAGCAUGACAAACUGUGGCUUCAGCAGUGGAAUGGAAAAGACACUUCUCUAAUGGUGACCAGAGUGGUCAACCACAGAAGGUUUUCCGCCACGGUCAGUGUGACAGACACGUCACAGCGCAGUACAAGCAAAUACCGCUGCGUCAUCCGCUCCGACGGAGGUUCAGGGGUCUCCAACUAUGCUGAACUCAGUGUCAAAGCACCACCGACCCCUAUUGCUCCACCUGAACUACUGGCAGUGGGCGCCACCUACCUCUGGAUCAAACCUAAUGCCAACUCCAUCAUUGGUGACGGACCAAUCAUCUUAAAGGAGGUAGAAUAUCGCACCACCACAGGGAACUGGGCAGAGACACACAUUGUUGAUGCGCCGACCUAUAAACUGUGGCACCUGGACCCAGACGUGGAGUACGAGAUCAAAGUCCUGCUGACUCGGCCUGGUGAGGGGGGCACCGGGCCCCCAGGACCUCCACUGAUCACACGGACUAAAUGUGCUGACCCAGUUAACGGUCCUCAGAACGUGAACGUGGUUGAUAUCCGUGCUCGUCAGUUGACUCUGCAGUGGGAGACGUUUGGCUAUGCAGUCACUCGCUGUCACAGUUUUAAUCUGACCGUGCAGUACCAGUAUGUCUUUAACCAGCAGGAGUUUGCAGCGGAGGAGCUGAUCCAGACCUCGUCCCACUACACGCUGCGUGGCUUACGGCCCUUUGUCACUGUGCGUCUCCGUCUGGUCCUCGCCAACCCAGAGGGCAGCAAAGAGAGCGAGGAGAUUGUCAAACAGACAGAGGAGGACGUGCCUGGUGCUGUUCCUAUGGAGUCCAUUCAGACAGGGACGUAUGAGGAGAAGAUCUUCAUGCAGUGGAAAGCUCCCAAUGAAACCAAUGGAGUUAUAACUCUGUAUGAGAUCACUUACAAAGCCCUGAGUUCACUGGAUCCCAGUGCUGACCUGACCACACAGCGAGGAAGGGUGUUCAAACUCCGGAAUGAGACCCAUCACCUCUUUGUCGGUCUCUACCCUGGCACCACCUACUUCUUCACUCUCAAGGCCAGUACCAGCAAAGGCUUCGGACCCCCGGUCACUGCCCGCAUCGCCACCAAGAUCGCAGCUCCGUCGAUGCCUGAGUAUGAGACGGAUGCCCCGCUGAAUGAGACUGAAACCACCAUCACGGUCCUCCUGAAGCCCGCCCAGUCCAGAGGAGCCCCUGUCAGUGCGUACCAGGUGGUGGUGGAGGAGGAGAGGAGGCAGAAGGUUCGGCGGGCGACCGACGUGGUGGAGUGCUUCUCCGUUCCUGUCAGCUUUAAGAACGCCUCCAUCCUGGAUUCUGCUCAUUACUUUGCGGCCGAGCUGACCCCUGUCAACCUGCCAGUGGUUCAGCCCUUCACCAUCGGAGACAACAAAACUUACAACGGCUACUGGAACGCCCCUCUCUCCCCUGCAAAGAGCUACAGCAUCUACUUCCAGGCACUGAGCAGAGCCAAUGGGGAAACCAAAAUCAACUGUGUGCGUCUGGCCACCAAAGUGGUAAUAGGUAGGGGACAAAUGACCACGCCCUACAUACUUGUCAUCCCUAGUGAAGGUGCCUCCACCCAGAAUUCGGAUGCAGUUGAGCCUGAGAAGCAGGUGGACAGUACGGUCAAGAUGGCAGGAGUCAUCGCAGGGAUUCUCAUGUUCGUCAUCAUCUUACUGGGACUGCUACUGACCUUCAAACGCAGGGAAAUCCACACCUGGAGAGCCCUUAGCGUGGGAAGACAUGCGUAUUCCUACUCUUAUUACCUGAAACUGGCUAAAAAACAGAAGGAGACCGUGAGUAGCAGUACCCAGAGAGAGAUGGGGCCCAUCAGCACAGCAGACAAGAGUGCAGGGAAGGUCAGCACGCUUCACAAAGACGACCCAUUCUCCACCAGCAGCCAGGACCUCAAUGGCUUCUCAUCCUCCUCUCCUUGCUCCUUCUCCAUCCAGGGCAAAACGCUCCAAAGUAAAACACUGCUGAACUCCUACUACUCAGUGUCCAAAGAGCCUGUCCCAGCCACCACCUCUUUAGACGGCAGCCACAGUGAGAUGUCCCAGCCUUCACUAACCAUCCAGACAUAUACAUACGGAGGCUGUGAGUCUGUGGAGAUGUCCUACCAGGCAGGCCAGUUCCAGCCAGCCAUCCGCGUAGCCGAUCUCCUACAGCACAUUACUCAGAUGAAGUGUGGACAAGGCUAUGGAUUUAAAGAAGAGUAUGAGGGUCUUGCCGAAGGACAGACUGCCCCAUGGGAAACCGCCAAGAAAGAUGAGAACCGGAGCAAGAAUCGCUACGGAAACAUCAUAGCUUACCCCACAGAUGAUCACACGAGGGUGAGACUGCAGCUGCUGGAGGGUGACCCUCACUCUGACUACAUCAACGCCAACUACAUCGAUGGAUAUCACAGACCAAGGCACUACAUUGCCACACAGGGUCCCAUGCAGGAGACAGUGAGAGAUUUCUGGAGGAUGAUAUGGCAGGAGAACUCUGGAAGCAUCGUCAUGGUAACCAACCUGGUGGAAGUGGGCAGGGUGAAAUGUGUGCGCUAUUGGCCAGAUGAGAUGGAGAUGUAUGGAGAUAUCAAAGUGAAUCUGAUAGAAACGGAGCCUCUGGCAGAAUACGUCAUCCGCACCUUCACCGUCCAAAAGAAGGGGCACCAUGAGAUCCGGGAGAUCCGACAGUUCCAUUUCACCAGCUGGCCAGACCACGGCGUGCCCUGCUAUGCCACUGGUCUGCUGGGCUUCGUCCGCCAGGUCAAAUUCCUAAACCCCCCGGACGCCGGGCCCAUAGUCGUCCACUGUAGUGCUGGAGCUGGGAGAACAGGUUGUUUCAUUGCGGUGGACAUAAUGUUGGACAUGGCAGAGAACGAGGGAGUGGUGGACAUCUUUAACUGUAUCCGAGAGCUUCGAUCACAGAGAGUCAACAUGGUCCAGACAGAGGAGCAGUAUGUUUUUGUUCAUGAUGCCAUCCUGGAAGCGUGUCUGUGUGGAAACACUGCCAUCCCUGUGUGUGAAUUCCGCGCCAUUUACUACAACAUCAGCAGGAUAGACCCUCAGACAAACUCCAGUCAAAUUAAAGACGAGUUUCAGACUCUGAACAUUGUGACACCACGCGUACGUCCAGAGGACUGCAGCGUCGGCCUUCUGCCCCGAAACCACGAUAAGAACCGCAGCAUGGACGUGCUGUCCGCCGACCGCUGUCUACCCUUCCUCAUAUCUGUGGACGGAGAAUCCAGCAACUACAUCAACGCAGCUCUCAUGGACAGCCAUAAACAGCCGGCGGCCUUCAUCGUGACCCAGCAUCCCCUGCCCAACACGGUGGCCGACUUCUGGAGGCUGGUCUUUGACUACAACUGCUCCUCCAUAGUGAUGCUGAACGAGAUGGACGCUGCCCAGCUGUGCAUGCAGUACUGGCCAGAGAAGAGUUCCUGCUGCUACGGCCCCAUCCAGGUGGAGUUCAUCUCUGCAGACAUAGACGAGGACAUCAUCAACCGCAUCUUCCGCAUCUGCAACAUGGCCAGGCCGCAGGACGGGUACCGGCUGGUUCAGCAUUUCCAGUUUAUUGGCUGGCCUGCGUACCGGGAGACACCGCUGUCCAAGCGCUCCAUCCUGCAGCUGGUUCAGCGGCUGGCCAAGUGGCAGGAACAGUAUGACGGAGGAGAUGGCCGUACUGUGGUUCACUGUCUGACUGGAGGAGGGCGUAGUGGGACCUUUUGUGCCAUUUGCAGUAUAUAUGAGAUGAUUGUGCAGCAGAACAUUGUGGACGUAUUUCACACCGUCAAGACUCUGAGAAACAACAAAUCCAACAUGGUGGAGACCAUGGAGCAGUACAAGUUUUGCUAUGAAGUGGCUUUGGAAAGCCUCAGCUCUUUUUGA
Messenger RNA from Chanos chanos (milkfish), 4464 nucleotides. It is a transcript of the gene ptprt, whose product is annotated as protein tyrosine phosphatase receptor type T. Gene Ontology annotation, molecular function: protein binding; protein tyrosine phosphatase activity. NCBI's taxonomy places the organism in Eukaryota, Metazoa, Chordata, Actinopteri, Gonorynchiformes, Chanidae. Gene Ontology annotation, cellular component: membrane. Gene Ontology annotation, biological process: protein dephosphorylation. The transcript has 34 exons. The record is from RefSeq and is a predicted model, not a curated record. The coding region runs from base 1 to 4464 and encodes 1487 amino acids.